AGUAUCACCAGCAUCAUACUGUUCAUACAUGAAGUAUGCCGGGGGCUUGGUCUUGCAGUGUCGCGGGCUCUAGCAAUGGUUCUCGAUUUCCAAGUAGGAAGUCGAAAAAAAAUUAGAAAUUAAAAUCGAAAAAAAAUGAAAUAAAAUCAUAAAAAAAUUGGAUGAAAGUGCAAUGAUUUCCAACGAUGCACGAUGCCUUCGAAUAUGCUUCCAUACUGGAAAGAUUACCCUUAGUAAUUGAAUCAAUAGCUAGUUAUGGUAAGGGGUAUAAUUUUAUUAGCUCUAAACUAUCUUGAAUUUAGUCUUAUUUAUUUUCACUUUAACGAGUUUACAUAAAUCAGAAAGUGCAGUGUCGAAUUUAAUUGCUACAUUAUAGAUAAUCACCUACUAGUUGGUACUAGGCCUGGUCAUUUGUUGGUGUAUAGUAUCAAAGAUGGUACAGGUCAGUAUGUGGCUUGUGCAUGACUUGUUAAAACAUGCAUGGUCCAGACUGCUUAGGGGCUGUUCAUAUGAUCCCACUCACCGAGAUGUCUUGCCUAGCGGGACGAAUAUUUCCGUGCGUUCAUAUGGAGUAUUUCGUCCCACUUGCCGAGAUGAAAUUACAAUGUAGUUCUAUAAUUAGCGUAUGCAAAACUUCUGCAUUUCAGUCAAGCAACACAAAUAUUUAGCGAUUUUAGCGUUUUUCUUUGUUUAUUUAGAAGAAAAAGUAUUGCUUUUGCUGCAUAAUUAAUACUUGUUUACAAAACAAACAUAAAACUAAGUAAAAAGUGUUAAAUUAAGACUUGUUUGACUUCAUCCCGGUAAGCGGCGGGCGUGUUCAUCUGGAAAAUUUUUCAUCCCGCUUAUACUUUUGAUCUCGGGAAAUUCAAGCGAGAUCUCGGCAAGCGGGCCAGCUCGCUUUCUCAUAUGAACACAAUGCAAAAUAUUGUAGGAAAAUAACUAGGUGGCGAGAUCAUCGGUAAGUGGGACGUCCCGGUAAGCGGGAUCAUAUGAACAGGCCCUAAGUUUGCUUUUUUCUUCGCUCCGAUAAACGUAUGUUCCUAGGAUGACAAAAUUGCAUGCACAAGAUCUUUGCCAGGCUUGGCAAACUUAGCAGCCCAGAACAUGCUCACUUAAAGUAAACCAUCUCCUGGACUUUGAAGUUUAUAAAUUCAAAUCUACAAGUUCACGUGGCGCUGGAUGACUGUUUCACUUGGCCUGUGGCACAUUAUUAGCACAGGGCCCCUUGAACCCCUCCCCAACGAUUUGAACUAAAAUUCAACACAGUUUAUAGCAUUAACAUGAACAUUAUAUAAAAAAAAUAUAUUAUUCACAUUUAAGAUUAAAAGUCAAACUAGCCAAACAACAUGAACAACAUCCAUACACAUUCAGAUUGCAUGAACAUCUACCGCAUUUGCCGUUGGAGUCUCAUUCGAUGCAGAUGCUUUGUAUAUGUUAUGUUUAUGUGAUUUUUGAAGAGGAAAAUUGUUAAUUAGCGAUGACAAGUCAAUGUUACGCAGGGAACAAAAAAUUCAAAAAGAUAAGCACAGGGCCCCCAAAAGUGCGGGGCCUGUGGGAUAUUCCACUUCUGCCACAUGGUUAAGCCGGUUACAGACGAGCAAGUUUUCUAUGACAAGUUUUUAUGUGACAAGUUUUAUUUGCUCGUCUGUACGCGCAACUUUGACAUUUUUUUCUAUGACAAGUGCACUUGUUCAACAGCUAGCGUGCUAGCUUUUGAACAAGUGCACUUGUCAUAGAAAAAAUUGUCGAAGUACAAAUUUUGUUCGUCUGUAUGGGUCAACAAAGAAAACUUAUCAAAAUAAUCUGAGCAUUUGUUGUGAUUGGCCAGCUGGCCACUAAUAAAUUGUCAAAGUAAACUUGUUGACACGUUCACACCAGUAAAUAAGACUUGUCGUAUGAAAACUUGUCGUAUGAAAACUUGUCACAGACCUGCCAAGUCUCACGAUUUAAUCGUGAGACUCACGAUUUUUAAUGCUUUCUCACGAUCUCACGAUUAUGUCCCCGAAUCUCACGAUUUUCGGAACUUAUGAAAUCAUCGAAGAGCGCACCAUUUAGUUACAAUAAGGCACACUCUUCCAAGGAAACGUCACACUGCAUUAGUGUAUUAAUAGUGCGCCUCUGAAUGCACAAUGUACAACGCCAAAAUUCUGUAUGCGUGAUGUUUGUUUUACAAAGUAAAAGCUGGCGUGUCCUGCUAAGUUUAUUGUCCUGUUAGUCCUAAUAUUAAUCGUAGUUUUCUUGUACAGUGGAAACUACUAAAGCCAUAAAGGAAAAACAGCCUGUUUUUAAUAAGCCUUGCAUUUACGGUUAUAUUAACAAAAUAUAAAUGCAUACUAUCAUAAAAUUGAAUAUCUAUUGAUUAUUUUCUAGUGUUGUUAUAAAAGUUAACCCUGGUCAUAUUAAUGAGCAAACCUGAAAAAGUCUCAUGAUUUUUCAGUCAAUCUCACGACUUUUUAGAUAGCAACUCACUAUUUCUGCUACUCAAGGGUUGGCAGAUCUGUUGUCAUAUAAAAUUUGUUGCAUAUACACAUGCAUGUGCACUUGGCAAAUAAAACUUGUCACAUAAAAACUUGUCAUAGAAAACUUGCUCGUCUGUGACCGGCUUUAAUCCGGCACUGGGAGAGCACCGCAUGGUGCUCAAUAGCUGGUUAAAGCUCAGUGCAUGCUUUAAAUCACUAGCUUAGAAGUUUAGAUUUUUCAUAUUAUUUUUCAGGUGAUCAGCGAUUUGAGGUGCAACUUAAAAGAUCCAACAAACUUUUCUCCAAAAAGCCUAUUGUCCAAGUAUGAUUUUUGGCUUGUGAAUUAAUUGCUCUAAUUUUGUAGCAACAUGUGUACGAUUGUAUAAUCGUACAGUACAGUAUGUAUCAAGUAGCAUUUGAUUAAUGUCAUGCUCUUGUGAGCUGCCUACAGUAUUAUUAUGUGUAUUGUAAUUAUUAUAAUUAUCACAAAUACUUAGUCCAAAUGUUAUAUUCUUUCUUAUAUGUAGAUGACAGUUGUGCCUGAAUUUAAUUUAUUAAUAAGUUUAUCAGGUAUGAAAAUUAUCAUAAUUAUCUGUCUGGCUGCCUCUGCCAGGUUUUUGUUGUGUAUUUUGAUGCAUAAUUAGGCGUAAAAAAACAACCUGUGGUUCCGGUUUCAUAUCGUGAAAAAAUUAGGGUCGGUAGGUCGGAAAUAAUUUUUUUUUUGAAUAUUUUUUUCAUGGUUUUGGCGGAUUUUUGCUGGGCGAUUUGCAGUAGGGUCCCGACAUCAAUGUUAACUAGAGAUGCGUAUUUCCUAUCGACGAAUUUAGGCAAUUUGGUUCAAUAAUUAGUGUGACAACAGAUGCCAUUUUGGCAUGCUGUAUGAGCAGCCCGCAACCACCUGGAGAAAAUAGGGGCGCACGGUCAAUUACGUUGAAAAAAUAAUAGGGUCGGCAGAAAAAAAUAGGGUCGGUCAGGAACCGGAACCACAGGUAUUUUUUUUUUACGCCUUAGACCAAUUAGAACAUUGUAAUAUAACUUUUUAGAUAAUGUUGUAAGCGUCCAUGAUCUAGAUUCAUUUAUUCUCAAGUAUGUCCUCAACAAAACAAGAGGAGCAACUGUCUUUGCUGUUGACUUCCAGGUACAUAAUUAUACGUUAAUUAACGUACAAACACCUAUAGUUGCAUGAACAUUAUCAUUACACUGUAUACACAUAUUUCAAAGUAUGUUGUUUAAUUAAAUACGAAAAUGUGACCAAUAUGAAUAUAUCCUUUCAUUUAUAGAAACAUAAAAAGUCAACUGUUUUUGGUAAGAUGAAUCUUAUUGAUAAGAAUUUUUUGAUGUUGCUCUUCUACUGGUUUUAUCUUCUUUUUUUCAAUUUUUAUAGAUCCAACACCAACAUUCACUCUGCGCAUGUGUGUCUCUGUUCGUAAAAGAUUAAUGGUAAGUAACUGCAAAAAUGGAAUAGAAUAUAGAAUGGAACAAAAUGGAAUAGAACAGAAAGGAAGAGAACAGAGUGGAAAAUAAUACAACAGAAUCGGAUUGUUCAAAACAUGCAGGACAGGGCAUGGCAAGACCGAACGAAAUGGAACACUAGAACAGAACAGAACAGAACAGAAUAUAGUAUUGAACUUAUUAGAACAGGCAACACAGGGUAGGGCAGGACAGGACAGAACAGAAUUAACUAGAGAAUAAAAAAGUAAUUCAGUGAUUAUUUGUUCAAGCUAUUUGUUUGGAGAAAUAACCAGUUUCAAGAUAUGGGAGAAGAGUUAGGGAUUCCGGAUGUCGCCAAAACCCUGGCAUGGGCUGGAGAUAGUUUAUGUGUUGGAUUUAAAAGAGAUUACUAUUUAAUAAAGGUUAGUGUAAUGCUAUUGUUGUACUUUUAUUCUUUUGUUAUAUUCCAGACUUGUUUUUUUUUAUCUUUGUGCAUUCUUUUGAACUUUUAGUAAGAGUAAUCCAGCAUAAAGAAAAUUACAUUUUUAUACCUGUUGUUUUAGACCACAACAGGUCAGCUCAAAGAUCUAUUUGGAACUGGCAAGAAUAUGGAACCAAGUAUUUCAGUUUUAAAAGACGGCAGUUUAAUUCUGGGUCGAGAUGAAGUCACCGUGUUUAUAGAUUCUGAAGGAAAACCAGCUAAACGGAAAGCACCUGUUUGGACUGAUGUUCCCCUAGCUGUAGGUAAGUAUGGAGAAGUAGAGAACAAUAGGGGACUGUAAUUAAGCAUGUAGGAUGGCAAGACGACAAUGAUAUGGCUAAAACAGUGGAGCCAAACAAACAACAUUGAUCAGACACUUUUUGGAAAAGCUUAAAAUUUUUAUCGAAUUGGGAUUCCCCUUAUGCCCUGCGUAAUAGCAGAUUCUGUUACAUAAUUCAUCAUGUGUACUUUUCUAGAUUUUUACGAUCCUUAUAUGAUUGGUAUUCUACCAAAAUAUGUAGAAAUCAGAACAGUGGAUCCUCGAGCAUUGGUACAAAGCAUCGAGUUAUCCAAGCCUCGUCUUAUAUCACAUGGGACACAUAUCUAUGUUGCAUCUUCAAGUCAUGUAUGGCGUCUGGUACCUGUGCCUAUUCCAAUGCAGAUCUCACAACUACUUCAAGAGAAACAGUUUGAACUUGCUCUUCUCUUGGCUGUGAGUAUAUUGUAUUGAUUAACUUAAUCAAUUAAUCUGAUUAUAUCAAUAAUUACGGCACAUAUCUUGUUUUGGCUUGGGAGCCUCGCUCUCAUGAAUUGUGAGCCAAUCAUUGUUCAUCUUGAAACAUGAGAAUGAGGCUCCCAGGCCAAGAUGAGGUAUGUGAUGUAAUUAUCAAAAGGAUAUAUUGCACCCUAAUUAUGCACCCUACUUCUAUAUUAUUUUACUUUGUUUGAAUGCCUGUCAAUUUUACUUCUGAAGGAAAGAGCGCUGCCACUCAUUGGUUUAAUCAGACCUUAAGGAAGAACAACUAGAACUGAUAGUGCUAUCCAGUGUCGAUAAGUUAAUUUUCACAAUUCCUCAUGUACAGUACCGGUAGUGGGGAACAUGUAGAACUAAUAGUGCUGUCAAGCAAAGGGAAAAAGUAAUAUUUGUUUUUCUUUAGAACAAGAUGCAGGAAAGUGAUUCAGAGAAAACUAAACGAAUACAGAGUAUCCAGUAUCAGUAUGCUUUUGAAUUAUUUUGCCAAAAACGUUUUCAAGAAUCUUUCAAAGUAUUUGCAGAAUUAGAAACAGGUAUAGUACUGUAGGAAAUCAGUUUAGUGUCCUGGGUUGGAAUGUACGAAUGCCGAAUGGGGAGUUUAUAUCAACCCUGUACUGUAUAUAGGGCCGUUAGCCACAUGUCAUUGUACAGUACAUGGUCAAUAAAACUUCCCAUGCAUCCUCUUAACCCUUUAAGUGGCAAUGCACCCUACUGUAGUAUUUUACUCUGUCUAACGCCAGAUGAUUUUACUCAUCAAGUGGAGAGUGCUGCCACUCAAUGGGUUAAUUCAUAAUUUUGAACAGUGUGUGUGCCAGUGUAGGUAAUAGGGAGUUUAAGAUGCCGACAACGAACAACGGGUACGGAACACGGUUGAAUGUUUGUUUUCGCAUUACUUUAACUGAGGCAGACAAAAGUUACAUAUCCCACAGGGUCUUAGCUAGAGGGCCGUGUUGGCCGUGCUAUCGCGGCCAAAAGUGGAAAAACUAUUUAUAUAAGGCAGUGUAGGUUCAUAAAAUAAGGUGGUGCUACUUACAACAGACAGAAUUUCUUCCUAUUUACGUCGCAAGAAAGUUUGUAAAAUCUACUGUUGUUGUUGAAUUGGCAAAAGUGAUUCGUGAUGUUUUAAUAUUCCGAUGGAUAAUGGGAACUGUAUGGUGUUAAAAUGGUUUUAAAUACCCCCAAUAGUUGCUGAAAUAACUUAAUAUUUUAAUGUCGGUGCGCAAUAUGAGUGUAUGCUCGCCUUGUAUUUGGUUGCAAAGCAUAUAACAACCACAAGCAUUAUUGUUGGCGAUUUUGCUAUUUGAGGUAAUUGACAUGUGCAUGCCCUGGUCAUUAGAAACACGCCCAAGAUCUAAAAUCCUAGCUAAGUGUCUCUUGUAUCCCCAGAGCAUACUUUUCACCGUAGCAACCUUGGAUACAGUGUAAAAAUAACAUUCUUGUGUUGUAAAACAGAAUCAAGAACAUAGCACAGAAACUGACUACUUAACAUUGCAGGUUGGAGAGUAGACUCUUAAACUCCCUAGUGACAAUAACAAGACAGUUAUGGAUUGGGAGAGAUAUUUUUCAAGCAGUUGUACUCAGGUAUCUCUCUCUAUCCCCAGCUGUCUCAUUUAGUUUACAGAAUAUUUUCUGUUUUCUUUCCCAGAUCCUCCUGAAGUGAUAGGAUUAUUUCAUGACCUGUUACCUGGAGAUUUCAGAAAACGCCUGGAGUAUCCUGCACCCCCACCUACGUUGACAGGAAGCGAGAUGGAAAAAGGAUAUCUUGCCCUUACCCAGUACCUGCUCAAGGUUAGAAGAACAGAUUAUGUACCUCGGUUAUUUGUUUUGAACAACAUCAGUUCAAUCGAGUGAGAUGCCCAAGAAAUAUUGAUAUUUAUCCAAUAUAUGCCUUACCGAGCCAUUGUCUUAGGCGUGGACCAUUAGAAAAGUGAUGUGGGGGGGGGGGACUAUUUCUGACUUGUACGAAUAUUUUUUAAAAUUUUUUGCUUGUGUCGAUAAUUUUUUAAAAAUAUAAUCCCUUGCACGAAUUGUUUUUUAUUUCAACUUAUAAUUUUCCCUAUUGAAAAGUCUCUGCACGAAUUUUUUUUUUCAAACUUGUUUGGUGCACAUUUUUUUUCUUUUUGUUUCCCAUGCGCGAUUUUUAUUUUGGUCCGCCCCUUAGUAUAUACAUGUAUGUACUUGGGUUAUUUGUAUUGAACAACAUCAGUUCAAUCGUGUGAGAUGCCCAAGAAAUAUUGAUAUUUACCCAAUAUAUGCCUUACCGUGCCAUUGUCUUAGGCGUGGACCAUUAGAAAAGUGAUGGGGGUCGGGGGGGACUUUUUCUAACUUGUACGAAUAUUUUUUAAAAUUUUUUUCUUGUGUCGAUAAUUGUUUUAAAUAUAAUCCCUUGCACGAAUUGUUUUUUAUUUCAACUUAUUAUUUUCCCUACUGAAAAGUCUCUGCACGAAUUUUUUUUUCAAACUUGUUUGGUGCACAAUUUUUUUUUCUUUUUGUUUCCCAUGCGCGAUUUUUAUUUUGGUCCGCCCCUUAGUAUAUACAUGUAUUAGUGAUGUAUACAUAAACUUUUGCAUUUAUGUAGAGCUAGACAACUGGACUCUGUAGUUCAGUUGGUGAGAGUGUUGCACCAGCAGGGCCUUUUUUAAGGAUUUUCCUGUGGGGGGGGGGGGCAUUUUUUUGAAAAGGGACCUUUCUGUGAGAUAAUAUAUUAGAGGGGGAUAGCAAUGGCUGAAGGCCACAUGUGUGGCCAACAUACCACGCACGAAUGGGGGGGGGGUCUGAGGGAGUACUCGCCCAGAAAAUUUUUGAAAUUUGAAUCCUGGAAAUGUCAUUUCCUGCAUUCUGAGCAUCCAAAUUUGCUCCAAAAUUUAUGCUAACUAUACUUGUAUUUGAAAUAAAUAAAGGAAAAAACGCACAAAAAGUUUAAAAAAAUAACCAUCAUUUAUCAUUACUUAUUAGAGGAGGAUAGCAAUGGUCAGGUGUGUGGGGGUGUACUCCUCCAGAAAAGUUUUGAAAUUUGAAGCACGGAAAUGCCAUUUCCUGCAUUCUGAGCAUCCAAAAAAUAAAAAAAUUAUUAACAAUAAUUUAUCAUUACUUAGUGGUAGAAAAAAGUAACAAUUUAAAUCGAUUUUGUUAAACAAGGACAAAGGAUAAAGCCUAAAACGUGCUUUCCGUUUAUGUAUUUGUUAAUCUAGGGAAAAGGGACUUUUCCUGGGGGGGCAAAAUGUGAUUUCGUGGGGGGGGACUGGGGGGGCAAAUGCCCCCCCCCAGCUUGUAUGUUAAAAAAGGCCCUGUGCACCAGAAUCACAUGGCCACAUGUUUGAUACCUGCCAGAGGGCCUAUAGUUUUUGCAGUUUAGUUUAGGUUUUGCUUCAUAAGUGCUUGACAUUAUUAUUCUGUAGCAACGCAACAGAUUAGCAAAGAAGGUGGAUGAAACCGAUGGAGAGGAACUACCUGAAAGUAUGUCAAGAUAAAUUCUAGAAUUCACAAAUAAUUAUUGAACAUUAAAUAAAAUAAAUACUCAAUUCAUGUCUUUCAGGUGAAAUUAAAACGAGGAAGACAUUACGACAAAUAAUUGACACAACGUUACUCAAGUGUUAUUUACAGGUUGGUGCGUUAAUGUAAUUUAUACAGGGUGUAUAAAAAAAACCCGAACAGAUGUGAAUUUGCUCUCAAUUUCGCAAAACAGCUAUUAGUAUCCAGUUUUUGAUGUAUAUACUAGUUUCUUUGGGUACUUAUAAUGUAGAAUAAUUAAAAAAUAUUCUCAAACUCAAAAUUUGUGAACCAGGGGGGGGGGGCGUGUCUUUUCCACGUUUAAUCAUAUUUUGAGUCAAUAAAUGGAAAAUGUGUUGGGUUUUUAAUUACUGUACAAAAUUUCAGACAAUUUGCUGUAGUUUAAGCCCUAUAACUAUUCACGCAAACUUACAUUUUUUUCUAAAAAAUCUGCUAUUUGCAUGCUUAAUUAAUGCUUUUGCCUAAUUUGCAUAUGUCAGAAAUAUGCAAAUUAGGUAAAGGCAUUAAUUAAGCAUGCGAAAGGCUGAUUUUUUAGACAAAAAUGAAUAGUUAAAGGGCUUAAACUAAAGCAAAUUGUCUGAAAUUCUGUACAGUAAUUAAAAACCCAACUAAUUUUCCAUCUAUUAACUCAAAAUAUGAUUAAAGCUUUUAAAUUUCGUGCGCAAGCCAUUUUUAGUUUGUUGGAAAAGACACGCCCCCCUGGUUCACAAAAUUUGAGUUCGAGAAAUUUUUUCAUUUUUCUACAUUAUAAGUACCCAAAGAAACGAUAUAUAUCAAAAAGUGGAUACUAAUAGCUGAUGACCUUUGCUGUGUUAGUAGUUAAAUUGUAAUGCUUUGCGUUUAGACAAAUGAUGCUCUAGUUGCCCCAUUCCUAAGGCUCGAGAACUACUGUCACCCAAUAGAAAGUGAGAAGGAACUUUAUAAACACAAGAAGAUUGAAGAACUUGUAACAUUUUAUCAAACCAAAGGAAAUCAUAAGAAAGGUUAGUUGGUUUGUUGUAUUACGACUAUCUAGACUGAACUUUACUUACAUUGAAUAUCAGUUGUUGUAUAAACUGUUCUUAUUGUUGUAUAAACUGUUCUGUAUAUUAUGUUUGUGAUGUUACCCUGAGUGUCUAUCCACACCGGGCAAACUUGAAAAAUAUGCCUGGCCACGGUGGGAAUCGAACCUACGACCUCUGGAAUACCAGCCCAAUGCUCUGCCAACUGAGCUACGCGGUCAGGUCGGUUUGAGUAUGCAAUAUUUCCGAACUGAGUCUAGUUCCAUCGAUAUCAAUGCAAUAUAAUCUGUUCUGUAUUGUUGUAUAAACUGUUCUUCGUGGUGGUCCAGUAAGGACCAUUCCUUGUUGGUUCAGUGGCACACAGAGGGAAACCAGAGUAUCUUAAGAAAAACAUGCAAUGUUUGGUAAAAUCAAAUUGUAGGCAUUCAUCUUGGAAAAUCAAGGCAUGCUGCACUAACCAAUGUGCCACUAAUCGCUUAUGACUGCUUGCAAACAAUUCUUAUUGCCCUAAACAUGGUUCCUAAAACAUUGUAAUUCUUUUUCCGUAGCCCUAGAUCUUCUUUUACGAAAAGCACAAAAACCUGGCGCGUGGCAAGGACCUUCCAAGACUGUUGAGUACUUACAACGUUUAGGUAUAUUAAUUUUAGUCUGCAUAUUAUGAAUAUACACAUUGGUAUAUUUAUGUCUUGUAUUAAGAUGCAUUCCUAAUAUUUUGUUUUCUGGUCAUUAGGGAAAGAAAAUUUACGAUUCAUCUUUGACUAUUCAGGCUGGGUGCUAAAGAGUCGACCUGAAUAUGGUCUGAAAGUAUGUUUUAUAAUCAAGACAUCAAUGCUUUUUCCAAUCUUGUAUUUAAACACAAAGGAAUCACAACAUGCCUAGCCAGUGUUCAAGGCCACUACACUGUUGUUCCAUUACAUUGGAACACAGGCUACAACACGUCUUGCUACAAUCCUUACUGCAAUGUUUGUUCUCUUCACAGAUAUUCACAGAAGAUAUACCGGAAGUGGAAGGUUUACCUCGAGAUCAAGUACUAUCGCAUAUUAAACAAAAUGCGCCACAGUUACAAAUACCUUAUUUAGUAAGAUAUAUUUUCUACUCUUUCAUUACCCAGAAUCCAUUCAAGGUCAAUUCUACUGGCCGCCAUUUUCUUUUAUAUGACUGAACUUACUAUAACUGUUCACGAUCUACAUAUUCUUUAAUAAUAUAUUUUAUCUUUUGCUUCAAAGAAACCCCAGGAUCCAUUUCAAUAAUCUCCCCCAUCUUCUGUGUCCUUCUACAUUUCAUUUUCAAACCUUAUACCUUAUUUCUUCAGGAGCAUGUAAUCCAUGUUUUCAACGAGCAAACACCAGAACUACACAAUAAACUUGUUGACUGUUACCGUGAACGAAUUUCUGAACUAAUGGAGUCAUAUAAAGAUGAAUUACUUGAGGGUAAGUGUUGUGGAGGUCGUAUAAUAUUUCCCAGUGUAAGACCCCAAUUUCAUUUGUUGGUUCAGCAGCAAGGAAGCACGGGGUCCCACACAGGUGCAAAUACAAUUAGUGCACUGCCCCUACAGUGUGCCUGCUAAUUAAUAUACUGUAGGUCAAGGCUAGGGUAUAGUUGACUACACUGCUUUGACUUGAUGUGCAUAUCAUGUAGAUACAGAGUUGUGGUUGGUUUUCUUCUCUGCUUUGAGGGUUUGUUUGGGUACUAGGGUUUACCUACCAAAAAGUAACCCUUCUCCGUUAGUCCUGAUCCUUCAUCAGACGUGCUCAUAUUGUGGACCUGGGCAUGUUUGAAUUGCAUCCUUGGCAAUUCAGCAAUCAGCUGCAACAAAAGACGAUUACCCUCCCCAACCUUUAGUUUAACCCUUUAAUGCGUCCUUUCUCUGUCUGAUACCAGACGAUUUUACUCGUCAAGGGGAGAGUUCUGGUGGCAGUCACUGGAUUAAUAUACAUUGUUUUCAGGUGAGUCAUUACCACGUGCUGGUAAAGAGCCUGGGGAACUGGGAGAAUUACGAAGUACUUUGUUGACAUUGCUACGCGAUUCGAGAUGUUAUCAACCACAGAAUUUACUCACUCAUUUUCCUGAUAGUAAGUGAAGUUUUAUUCGGUAAUAUAUUUGACUUAUUCGACACGUUCGGUACUUUACUUUUUACUUUAUUGUCACUCAACUAAAUUUUUACACUGUCUUAAGGUUUUUUUGAAGAACGUGCAUUAUUGUUGGGAAGACUGGGUCGGCAUGAGGAAGCAUUGGCAAUCUAUAUCCAUGUUUUGAAUGAUAUUGAUAUGGCUUCAUUGUAAGUGUUUUUUUUAUCUUUGGUGAGGUAAAAUAUGCAAUAUUGUUGCCCAGUUUGCCCAUUGAUAGAUGCACUUCGAAAUUGGUGUGUUUACUAAACAUUGCUGUGCUGGUCAAUCAGCAAUUACCAAAGCAGUUGACCACUAUCUGCUUCUCGUAACUCUUACUGAAAUACCAUACCCCGUGGAACACUUAAACCUUUUCAUUAUCCCUUUUUCAUUAUCCCUUUUCAUUAUCCUUUUUCAUUAUCCCUUUUCAUUAUCUGAAAUACCAUACCCCGUGGAACACUUAAACCUUUUCAUUAUCCCUUUUCAUUAUCCCUUAUCAUUUUUCCUUUUCAUUAUUCCUUUUCAUUAUUCCUUUUCAUUAUCCCUUUUCAUUAUCCCUUUUCAUUAUCCCUUUUCAUUAUCCUUUAUCAUUAUCCUUUAUAAUUUUUCCUUUUUCAUUACCCUUUUUCAUUAUUCCUUUUUCAUUAUUCCUUUUUCAUUAUUCCUUUUUCAUUAUCCCUUUUCAUUAUCUUUUAUCAUUUUUCCUUUUCAUAUUCCCUUUUUCAUUAUUCCUUUUCAUUAUCCCUUUUCAUUAUCCUUUUUCAUUAUCCCUUAUCAUUAUCCUUUAUCAUUGGUAAUUUUCCUUUAAAUGUUUUAAAUGUUUGAUCUUUUGCAGAUAUUGUAAAAGGACGUAUAAUGACGAAUGGAAGGACAGUAAAGAUGUAUGUACAGUAUUUCAUAACUAGUGUGCAAGAGUAUUUCCUUGACAAGUAAAGUUUUCUGGCGUUAGACAGAAUAAAAUAAAUUUAGUUAUUCGGACACAUUUGGGCACAUUGGGUCAUAUUCCAGAAAAUAUCUGUAUCUUCUCCACAGACCUCAGAAAAUGCCCUAUCCCACAAUAGCUCUGUUCAAUUGAACAAAGACUGGUAUAAAUUUUGGUCUAGAUACUUCUUGUGAAAAUGCUGCAAAAUUUAAGGGGGCACAUGCCUCAACUGUCCCCUUCCCCCACGUUGUGAAAUGGAUUAUUGUCCUAGCUUGAAAGAAUUGUACAGGGUCUUACAAACUUAUACAGUCGGUGUAGGUAGUGUUGUGUGUAGAUUGGUAGGGAUAUAUCUACCCUGAACGUUUUGAGAAAUUCACAAGUACUGUGUACCGUACCAUACCGUCCUGUACGUAUCAUCAUAAGUAAAUUUCUAUGUGAAAAAGUUGGUUUCUUAUUACCAGAUUCAGUAAUUCAGUGUCAUAUCUAUAUUUCUCUAGGUAUAUGCAUGUUUGCUGCACAUGUAUCUAUCGCCUCCUGAGGCAUCCAUUUUAGGAGCCAAGACCACAGACUUGCAACUAAAGCCAAAUGUGGUAGCAGCUCUGAGUGUGCUACGGGAGCAUUAUGAUAAAAUUAAUCCAGCUAAGGUACAAGGCUGUCCUAUUUUUCAAGGCUGUCCUAGUUUUCUUGUACCGCUGUCCAAGGUACAAGGCUGUUCUUUUUGUUAUGGGUUUGUAUUUACCAAUUGAGUGCCGCACUUUCCCUGGCGUUUAUAGGCAAAAUAAUAAAGUACUAUAGGGUGCAUCAGAGUGCGUUCCCACUUAGGUUAAUAGGAUGUUAUGCAUGGGCAGAUAUUCUGUUUAAUCAAUUGGCCUUUCUCAUGACGAAUAUCCGCCAUUUUUGGGUGGCAUCUAAUUCUCGUUAACCAAUGCAGACAAUUAAAAUCAGUGUGAAAAGCAAUUUUUCAAAAUAAACUAACCAUUUACAAAGCAAAUUUAGCAUCAUUCGUCCAAAAAUUAUAAAAAGUAGCUGUUAUGUGGACUUAUCUCGCAGACGUCGGCUGAAAAGCCACCCAAAAAUGGCGGCGUGAGAAAGGCAAAUUGAACGGCAGCAAUCUCCCUUCGACCAUGAAGUAAAAUUGUCUGGUGUAAAAUAAUAAAGUGUAGGUGCCUCAGGGAGCAUUCAAACUUAAAGGGUAACCCAUUUGCUGCACAAGGCUCUCUCCUUGACGAGCAAAAUUGUCUGGUGUUAGACAGAGUAAAUAAUAAACUUAGGCGCAUUGCAGCUUAAUGUCUUAACUUGACACAUUGGCAGAUUGGUGGUUAACCCAUUAAUACAUAAGACCUUCUCUUAAUGAGUAAAAUCAUCUGAAUAAGAUAUUAAAGUCAGGCAGUGCAUUUGGGUGCUCCUGGAUAGCUCUAUCAGUUCUAGACUGUUCUCCCUGGAGAUCCUGUAAGGGCCAUAUUCUGCAAUCAAUUAGCCAUUCCGAAGUUGAUGAGUGGACUGGGGACGAGUGUUAAAACGUGCCCAAAUUAAGAAAUGAACCAAAUCACUAAAAAGACCACCUCAAAAUUAGUAAGUAUACAACGUUUGAAGACGUUUACAUGAAUACCCUUGGAUUAAUAAGCUUUCGAAAAUCCGAUAUUUACUAUGAAAUGUAUUGCAAUUUUUGUUUUUGGGAUGCGCGUCCCAAAAACAAUCUUUUAAUCAGUAAUUUCACAAUUUUGGAAAGCUUAUUAUUCGAAGGGUAUUCAUGUAAACGUCUUCAAACUUUGUAUACUUACUAAUUUUGAGGUGGUCUUUUUAGUGAUUUGGUUCAUUUCUUAAUUUGGGCACUUUUUAACACUCGUCCCCAGUCCACUCAUCAACUUCGGAAUGUCUAAUUGAGUGAGACACAUGAAAUAUAUAAAAAAAAUUGCUUUUGCUCUGUCAAGUCUCAAAAGAGAAAAUCACUAGUGAAAUACAGGUGUAAACAAAGAUUUGUGUAUUUUUAUACAGGCUUUAGAACUUCUUCCAACGACAAUUGAGAUUCAAGAAAUUGUUCCUUUCUUGGAAAGUAUUUUAGAAGAAAAAUCUUGCAAAAAGAAAACAAAUCAAGUUUUGAAAAGUCUUUUAUUUGCCGAGCAUCUUCAGGUAAUAGCAUGAAACAUUGCUGUAUAACUUUAUAGCCUCAUACUCACCAGAAUUUUUGCAUUGGCCUUGAUAACUUUUCAUUAACAAAUUUAGGCCACAUAAAAUAAAUUCCUUUAUUCUCAUCACCGCCCGACUGUAUUUUAAGAGCCGCGUGAAAUUUUUUUAUAUUUUGUUAUACAAUAUAAAUGUACCGCCGGACAAAAAAUUUCAAGACAGUUAAGUUUUUUAUAUUUAAAAUUGGGUUUUUAUUGCCAUUUUAAACUGCCUUGAAAGAAAUUUCAUUGCAUUUUAACGGAACUUCGCAUUCAGUUGAAGGGUUCAGUCAUUGUUCGUGGAGAAAUAUGUUUAUUUCGGUUUGUGAUACUUUACUUUGGAAAUCACAGAAAUAUUAAAUGUUAGGAAUUAUUUUUUAUUUAUUGAUGAUAAAUUAUAUAAAUAUAAAAUAUAAAAUAUAAACCUCCCGGCUCUUCGACAUUUUCAAAGUGUAGUGAUGAGAAUCAAGGAAUUUAUUUUAUGUGGCCUUAAUAGGGGGAAACUGAUAAUCUAGGCAAUUAUACACCCACUGAAUAUUUUUCACACAUGGUUCAGGUUAUUGUUAAAAUGUACAGCUUUGAUUUCCACUAGAACUUACAAUUACCUCUCACUGGCUAUUGUUUGAUUUACAUGUACACCCAGGAUAACACUGUAUCAAUGGGUGACUCCAGCUGUGGACGAAAUUUUGAUCUCGGCAAGAAGAACGAAAUCCAACACCACAGCUAGAAAGAGCAUCUUAAAAUGAGUAAAAUUGCAAAGUUUGCUUGCGAAAUGUUGUAAAAUGAAGAAAAUAUAGCCCUGUGAAGUUCGCAAAUUUUGUAUUUAUUUGUAUAAUAUAGCAUUUGUAAAUUCUGAACGCUGAUUGGCUAAGAGCCGUGUUGAUAUAACUCCAUGUCAACACGGGAAAUUUUCCGCCGCUUGUAAACACGGAAAUUUUUCUUAUUCUUCGGGCUUUUGACAUUGCUAUAUUAUAAAACAAAUAUAAAACAUUUUUCCGUAUUCAUAUAUAGUUAUAUCAACACUCGUGGAAGUUGGGAAAACUCGAAAUUGUGUGAAAACACUCCGCCCUUCGGGCGUCGUGUUUCCACACAACUUCUCGUUUUCCCAAUUUCCACUCGUGUUGAUAUAACUGUAUAUCAACACGGAAAAUGUUUUAUAUUUGUUAAGUAUUACGCGCGGUAAAAAUAACCACUUUUGCUCAAAAAUGGUAAUUUUUCCCGCUCGUAAAAUUUGCGAACUUCACAGAGCUCUAUUUUCCUCAUUUUACAACAUUUCGCAAACAAACUUUGCAGUUUUACUCAUUUUAAGAUGCUGUUUCUGUGUGUGGUGUUGGAUAUCGUUCUGGUCUAGAUCAAAAUUCCGUCCAUACUGCAGCUGGAAUCACCCUAGGCUCAGAUUCCAGCCUUUGGUCCACCCAACGGCUGAAAUCUCAGCCUAGAAUCACCCAUUUCGUCUAUAAAUGGUAUACAAUUUAUCAUAAUCUUUUUAUUUGCAUAAUUAUAGAUUCAAGAACGAAGAAUGCACUAUCAAGCAGGGAAGGUUCUUAUCACAGAUGAACGAGCUUGUCGAGUUUGCCACAAGAAGAUUGGGACCAGGUAUUAAAUUACAUAAUUUUCACAUUCACAGACCUGCAGUACCUGAUGCCCUAAUACCAUUUUCCUGUCGACGUGUUUACAUAUUUUCAAAUUUCUCAAAACAUGUUUUCAUCAGUCGAAAGUAAUUGUUUUGAUCAAAGAAAUGUUUUUCGACAAUUUUCAGAAAGUUUCAAGUAAGUUGAGCCAUGUUUUAUUAUUUUUUUAAUUACUGUGGUCCUCCUUUUGUUGAGAAUUGACCGCGAAACCAAAGGGGGGACCACAGGACCAAAUGUGGGACCAUUUGGGGAAAGUUUUCAAACUUUUCCGUAAUGCAGAUUUGUAUGUUGGUAGUUAAUCAUUGGUGAUUUCAACUUGCAAUGGUUGCUUUUGUACAUUUCGCCAGAGAGAUGGCUCAUGUAUUUUAAUCAGAAAUUACAAGGUUAUUUUUUGUUUUCUAGUGCUUUUGCAUGCUAUCCAAGUGGAGAGAUCCUGCACUAUUACUGUUACAAGAGUCCUACUGAGAAAAACAAAUAACAAAGUAAUGCAAUUAUCAAUUAUACAAUUCUACUAUCCGUAAGUAAAUUUUAUACCAUGUUUAAAUUAUAGUUUAUCAAAUUAUGCUACAGUAUAAUGAUCUCAAAUGACUGUUUCAAAAUGUUCGUAAAGCUUCCAACAAAUGUGAAUGCAACGUUUUCAUUUUUACGAAAGUACCCAAAAAAGAGAUAUUUAUGGAUAUUUAUUACCAUGAACAUUUGCGGACAGAUGUACCUCUAUAUCAACGGUUACCCACAAACGUCGACGUAUCUCGAUAUUGGAGCUGCACAACGGUUAAAGCGAGGUCUGCUUCGAAGUACAUAGUUUCAUUGUUGGCCUGCUACCAGGCAGUAGUUGGCCUGCUAUCAGGCAGUAUAGUGGUACAAGAUUCCUACCCAUGACUGUAGUUUGCAUGUUUCCGGGAAGUCUCUGGGUAAGCUGUCGUUAGUGGUACAUUUUCAUACAAGUUUGAUUUUCUAAUCAGAUGCUUGCAUGCUUACAAAAAAACGUUGAGGUAUCUUUCACCUCAAUAUGCUACAUCUUAUUGUGAUUUUCGGUGCUUAGCUCUGAUGUUGAAAGUCGAUUGCAAUGAAUAUAUCAGUUUAUACUGCAAUGGUUUUUCAUUUCAUGAAAAACUAUGCAUGAACAAACUAUGUUAGCUUGCUCUGAAUUUAUAAAACUAGUAAAUUGCCUUGAACAGAAUAAUGGUACAGUAAUGCAUGCUAAUCACAUUUUGUUAAAUUCUAUCGUAAUAAAAUAAGUGUUACUUUUUAAA
This is a messenger RNA of Paramuricea clavata, 17709 nucleotides long. The record is from the annotation of a GenBank genome assembly. NCBI's taxonomy places the organism in Eukaryota, Metazoa, Cnidaria, Anthozoa, Malacalcyonacea, Plexauridae.